Messenger RNA from Pipistrellus nathusii (Nathusius's pipistrelle), 1668 nucleotides. The record is from the annotation of a GenBank genome assembly. NCBI's taxonomy places the organism in Eukaryota, Metazoa, Chordata, Mammalia, Chiroptera, Vespertilionidae.
AUGAGAAGGCGCAAGAGUCCUGGUCCCCAUCAACCAGCCACCCAGGUGACUCGCACUAGGCCCAGGACAGGAACCUCUGUGCACAGGGUUGCCUCCGCUCCCACCACUCGCACUCUGGUUCGCCCACAGAGGCCCCCAGCUGAGGUUGGUGUGACCUUUGAGGAUGUCGCCAUUUGCUUCUCCAAGAAGGAAUGGUGCCUCCUUGAUGAGGCUCAGAGACACCUGUACCUUGAAGUGAUGCUGGAGAACUAUGACCUCAUCUCCUCUCUAGGUUGCUGCUGUGGAGCAGAAGAUGAGGCACCCACUGACCAGCAUGUUUCUGUGAGAGUGUCACAGGCAAAGAAUCCCAAUGUAGCUUUAUCCUCCCAGAAAAGCCACCCCUGUGAGAGUUGUGGAAUAGUCCUGAGAGACAUUUUCUACUUGGUUGAGAAUCAGGAAACACAGCACAGCCAGAAACUGUUGAGAUGUGGGGCAUGUGGAAAGCGGUUUUAUCUCAGCACAAAGUGUCCCCAGCACCAGGAGCAGCACGUGAGAGAGAUGCAUUUCAUAAGAGGUGUGGACAGGGCCCCACGUGCCAAGGGCUGCCGUUUCAAUGUGUCACAAAAGCCUUUUACCUCUGAGGAGGUUGGACAGGACGUUCUCAACAGCUCAGGACAUAUCCAAGAGCAGGCUGCUCACACCACAGGUCGGCCAAGUGAAAUGUCAGCAUCUGGUGUGAGUUUUAAAAGGAGAAAAAGUGAUUACGCCAGGAAAGAAUGUAAGAAAGCCAUUGGCUGCAACCAAACAAUUGCUCAGGACCGCGGUGCCUGUACUGGAGUACAGUGUUUUACGUGCUGUGAAUGUAAAAAAUAUUUUACAAGAAUUUCUGAUCUUCAUAAUCACCAGAAAGUUCAUACAGGAGAAAGGCCAUAUGAGUGCGGUGAAUGUGGAAAAUGCUUUAGACUGCACGCCAACCUUAUUGUACACAGUCGAGUUCAUUCUGCAAAAAAGUCACAUGAGUGUGGUGAAUGUGGGAAAUCCUUUAGCCAAAAUGCAAGUCUCAUUCAACACCAGAGAGUUCACACUGGAGAAAAGCCAUAUGAGUGUGAUAAAUGUGGGAAAUCCUUCAGCCAAAGUGCAAGCCUCAUUCAACACCAGAGAGUUCAUACUGGAGAAAAGCCAUAUGAGUGUGGUGAAUGUGGAAAACUUUUUACUAGACUCUCUGGCAUUUAUCGUCAUCAGAGACUUCACACUGGAGAAAGGCCUUAUGAGUGCAGUGAAUGUGGGAAAUCUUUUGUCACGAACUAUCACUUGCGUUGUCAUCAGAGAUCUCACACUGGAGAAAGACCUUAUAAGUGCAGUGAGUGUGGGAAAUCUUUUAUCAAUGACUCUGGCCUCCGUUGUCAUCAGAGAUGUCACACUGGAGAAAAGCCAUAUAAGUGUGGCGAAUGUGGGAAAUCCUUUAGCCAAAGUGCAAGUCUUGUUCAACACCAGAGAGUUCAUACUGGAGAAAAGCCAUAUGAGUGUGGUGAAUGUGGAAAAUAUUUUACCAGUACCUCUGGCCUUUAUCGUCAUCAGAGACUUCACACUGGAGAAAGGCCUUAUGAAUGCAGUGAAUGUGGGAAAUCUUUUGUCACGAACUAUCACUUGUGUUGUCAUCAGAGAGUUCACAUGAGUAAGGCCUUAUGA